UCCAUUCUUUUCUCUAUGCAUAUGAAACACAAAACAUUUGUUCCUUUGUUCCCUCCCCUUAUUUCACCUGAGCUCAGAGAGUAUAUGCAAAUCUUGUACAUAGAUUUUCUUGAAACCCAUUAUCAUUUUCUUGAAGUUUUCAGCUUUCUGACUGUCAAAGCCAAAAACAAAAAAAAAAUGAACUUAAGGUAUGCUCCCCAUAUAGUUAUUACUAUAUUCUUGUCUUUUUCUCUUCAAAUUGUGUUUUCUCAAUUGCCCCCAAAUCAAAUUAAUGUCAUGAGAAGUGUCUAUGAUCUGUUUCAGAAUGAUACUGGUGCUUCUUUUGUAUGGAAUGGAACUGAUAAAGCUUCAACCCCAUGUUCUUGGAAAGGGGUUUCUUGCAAUUCUAAUAAUUCUUCCCUUACCAAAGUCACCUUUUCAUUGUUCUCUAUUUCUAGCUCUGAAUUCUUGCCUUUUAUUUGUCAAAUUGAUACUUUGGAGUCUAUUGAUGUUUCCCAAAACUUUUUGAGCUCUAUCCCAAAUGAGUUCAUCACUGUUUGUGGGGGAAUUAGUGGGUUGAAAUUGUUGAACUUUAGUGGGAAUAAAUUGGAGGGUUUUUUGCCUACUUUCACUGGUUUUGGAAAGUUGGAGUCUUUGGACUUUUCUUACAAUAACAUGAAUGGGAAAGUUGACUUGCAGUUGGAUGGAUUAGACUCACUCAAGAGUUUGAACCUUAGCUUUAACAUGUUUAAUGGUUCAGUUCCUACCAGUCUUGGAAAAUUUAAUCUUCUGGAGGAGCUUCAUCUUUCUGCAAAUUCUUUUGAAGGUGAAUUCCCCACUCAAAUUGUGAACUUUGGCAACUUAACUUUGAUUGACCUUUCUCUAAACAACAUAUCUGGUGUAAUUCCUGAUAGAUUAGGUGAACUUUCCAAAUUGCAAGUCUUGAUUUUGUCAUCCAAUAGAUUGAAUGGCACAAUCCCACAAUCCCUUAGGAAUAUCACAACGCUGACGCGUUUUGCUGCGAAUCAGAAUUAUUUUAUUGGAAAUAUACCCUUCGGUAUAACCACAUACCUGAGGAAUUUGGACCUCAGUUUUAACACAUUAAAUGGUACAAUUCCUCAGGACCUCUUAUUCCCAAUGAAUUUGCAGUUUGUUGAUCUCACUUCCAAUAAGUUAGAGGGACCUGUUCCUUCAAACAUGUCGAUAAAUUUGAUCAGGUUGAGAUUGGGGCAAAAUGCUUUGAAUGGGUCAUUUCCAUCUGCUUCUUUUGAAAGCCUUCAAAGUUUGACCUACUUGGAACUGGACAACAACCAGUUAACUGGACCAAUUCCUUCUGAAUUGGGAAAGUGCCAAAAGCUGGCCCUUUUGAACUUAGCCCAGAAUAAGCUGAGUGGUGUUAUUCCUGUUGAGUUGGGUGAUAUUUCUAAUCUUCAGGUACUGAGUCUUCAGUCCAAUAACCUAGUUGGAGAAAUUCCAAGUAACAUUUCACAGUUGAACAGAUUGCAGAGGCUCAAUUUCAGCUCGAAUUCGUUGACUGGUUCCAUUCCAAGUUCGUUAUCAAGUUUGAGAAGUCUCACAAACUUGAAUUUGCAGGGGAAUAAUCUAAGUGGUCAAAUUCCGGUUGACAUUAGUAACUUAAAUGUGCUGUUAGAACUCCAACUUGGAGGGAACCAACUCAGUGGGCAUAUUCCUGAUAUGCCUUUGAGUUUACAGAUUGCUUUGAAUCUGAGUCGCAAUCUUUUUCAAGGACCUAUACCAAGUAGUUUUUCUAGAUUGACUUCAUUGGAAGUUUUG
Messenger RNA from Solanum stenotomum, 1773 nucleotides. RefSeq names its product probable LRR receptor-like serine/threonine-protein kinase IRK. The annotation marks the transcript as partial. The record is from RefSeq and is a predicted model, not a curated record. Gene Ontology annotation, molecular function: protein binding. Lineage: Eukaryota; Viridiplantae; Streptophyta; Magnoliopsida; Solanales; Solanaceae. The transcript has a single exon.